CUUUGAUCAUAGAACAAAUCAAUCACUCUCCCUUCCAAACACUCCAUAUCCUCAAAUAAUUAUUUUCCUUUUUUGUUUCUCUUUGAACUUUGUUUCCAUGGCUAUUAGAUGCUCCACCCCAAGUGCUUUCACCCCAAGAAAGGAUUCAAAAACUAUGAUCAAAGCAUUCAAGCUCCACAGUGUUCAUACACAACGCAAUAAAGCAAAUGAUUCGAUCAAACAUUUUGCAGUGACUAACAAGGUUUUCGAAAACCAACAGAUGGGAAUAGUAUGCUACAGAGACAAGCACGGGGAAGUAAUUUGCGAAGGAUUCGACGAAGGUCCUCGAUUAAGCAGAGAAAAUUCAGGAGGAGAUAAUCAUCAAAGUUGCAAUGAAAUGAGAAGGCGAAGGGACCGAACUGUAAAAAUUGAAAGAUUGAGAACAAAACCAAAACCUCUGAAAAAAGGCAAGGGAUAUUCAAUUUAAUUGGCCCUUUUUCUUUUUUUGCUUUUGAUGGAUCGGAGAGCCUCAGAUUUCAGAAUGCCAGAUGGAGAAAUUGCCUCAAAUAUUAGACGCCGAUUUUCAAUCUACACAGAGUGCAGCUGUCCAAAGGAAGAAUUAAAAACUCCAAAUAUUUAAAUUUGAAUUACUAUGUGUUGUAUGUGAAUAGCCCAAGUUGUCUCUAGUAAUAUAAUGAGAGCAAAAAGGUUAUAUGUUUUUCCUAAUCAUUGUAUGAAACUGAUCAUUUCUCA
Ananas comosus (pineapple) is the source of this 732-nucleotide messenger RNA. RefSeq lists its product as uncharacterized. The coding region runs from base 98 to 466 and encodes 122 amino acids. NCBI's taxonomy places the organism in Eukaryota, Viridiplantae, Streptophyta, Magnoliopsida, Poales, Bromeliaceae. The transcript has 3 exons. The record is from RefSeq and is a predicted model, not a curated record.